This is a messenger RNA of Trypanosoma cruzi, 2802 nucleotides long. Its product is annotated as trans-sialidase, putative. The record is from RefSeq and is a predicted model, not a curated record. The transcript has a single exon. Bases 1 to 2802 code for a protein of 933 amino acids. Gene Ontology annotation, molecular function: exo-alpha-sialidase activity. Lineage: Eukaryota; Euglenozoa; Kinetoplastea; Trypanosomatida; Trypanosomatidae.
AUGCUCUCACGUGUUGCUGCUGUGAAGGCACCCCGCACAGACUACCGUCGCCGCGUGACCGGAUCCAGCGAAAGGAGGAGGGAAGGAAAGAAGAGUGAGCCGCGGAGGCCCAACAUGUCCCGGCGUGUGUUUACUUCCGCGGUGCUCCUCCUCGUGAUGAUUUUCUGCGGCACCUGUGGAGCUACGCAAGCUGUGGAACCGUCGUCUGAUCCGAAGCUUCAAUGGAAGGGCAUCAGUGUAGGUGAUGUAACUGUGAAAUCGUUGAGUGCUCCCGGCCUUUUGAAAGUGGGGAAUGACGUAUUUGCCGUUGCCGAGGCGCAGUGCAAGAAGAAUGAUGGAGAAGAUACCUUUACUGGCGUUGCAUCCCAACUUCUCACGGAAACAGCAGAUAACGAACCGGAGGAAGUGCUGAAUGAUGUGAAGGAUACACUAGUUCUGGAGGAAGGCAUAUCCUCAGAGAAGACGAGAGUAGAUGUGAGUCGACCGACAGCAGUUGUGGAUGGAGAUGAUAUUUACAUGCUUGUUGGGAAAUACAGUCGUAAAGGUGGUCAGGAGAGUGGUGCAGUUGACUGGGGACUAUUGCUGGUGAAAGGGGAAGUCAGUGGUGAAGAUGAAAGUAACAAACAAAUUGACUGGAAAGAUACCAACGCUGUGCCGAAGAAACCUAUGGGCGACCAACAAAACUCCUUGAAGCGACUGAUUGGCGGCGGCGGAUCGGGUCUUAAGAUGGAGGACGGUACGCUUGUGUUCCCAGUGGAAGGCACGAAGGAGAAGGAUGACAACGGAAAGGAUGAAAAAACCGUGUCGCUGAUUAUAUUAAAGGAUGCUGAGAGUUGGACGCUGUCGAAGGGGAUGUCUGACGAUGGCUGCAGUGAUCCCUCCGUGGUGGAGUGGAAGGACAAGCUCAUGAUGAUGACUGCGUGUGAUGGUGGCCGCCGCAGGGUGUACGUGUCCGGCGACAAGGGGGAGUCGUGGACGGAGGCCCUCGGGACACUCUCGCGCGUGUGGGGCAACAACAAAAAGGAGGGAGAAGGGAAGGCCGUUGGGAGCGGGUUCACCGCAGCGACAAUUGGUGUUGGAGAUGAUGAGAAGAAAAAUGUGAUGCUCGUUACUCUGCCGGUGUAUCCCAAAGAAAACCAAAAGGAAAAUAAAAAGGGCGAACUCCAUCUUUGGCUGACGGACAAUACGCACAUUGUUGAUAUUGGGCCGGUAUCCGGGGAAGGUGAGGACGUUGCCGCCAGCGCCCUGUUGCACAAAAGUGUUGAAGGUGAAACUAAUGAGGAGAAGAAGGAGUUGAUUGCACUGUACGAGAAGAAGAAGGGCGAUGCGGAAUCAUCACUCGGUAUGGUCUCUGUGCUUCUGACUGAGCAGCUGCAGCGGGUGAAGGAUGUGCUGGCGACCUGGAAGGAGGUGGACGGCCGUGUCUCCGAGCUGUGCCCUUCUGAGGGUGCUGUGAAGGGUCCCUCAACUGACAGUGCCUGCAGCGCUACUGUUAAGAUCACGGAUGGGCUGGUUGGCUUUUUGUCCGGCAACUUCUCUGAUGACACAUGGAGGGACGAGUACCUCGGGGUGAACGCCACAGUAAAGAAGGGAACGAAAGAAGGAGUGCCAGCAGGGGUAGCAGAGACUGCAGGGUCUUCUGAUGGAGUGACGUUCCGGGGAGCGUGGGCGGAGUGGCCUGUUGGCAGGCAGGGGGAGAAUCAGCUGUACCACUUUGCGAACUACAACUUCACUCUUGUGGCGACGGUGUCCAUCGACGGUGUGCCGAAGCAGGAGGGCCCGAUUCCAUUGAUGGGUGCGAUAUUGAAGAAUGCAGAGAAUCCAGUACUCCUGGGACUGUCGUACAACAACAAAGAAAAGAAGUGGACAUUAUUGUGUGGCGACGGAAAGAAGACGGAGCACAGCAGCACUUGGGAGACAAAAACGGAUACAACACGGUACCAAGUGGCCAUUGUGCUACAGAACGAAAAACAGGGUUCCGCGUACGUCGAUGGUCAGCGUGUGUUGGAGAAUGUGCAAUGCCAAUUGGAAGGUAAGGAAGAUAAAAACAUUUCCCACUUCUACAUUGGAGGGGAUGGAAGCAACUCGUGGAGCCAAGAAGACGUGUCUGUGACUGUGAGGAACGUCCUGCUGUACAACCGCCCGUUGGAUGACAGUGAGAUUACUGCGCUUAACACAAUUAAAGCCCCGAUUACGCCUCCGAAGGAAACAAAUGCGCAGGAAGUCGUGUUGCCUUCUCCUGGUGGAACACCGCAUGCGGGACAGGAACCUUUGAAUGGAGGUGAAGGUGCUGACGGUGGAAGUGCAUCCCCAUCAGCAGUGUCCGCUUCAACGACUUCCUCAGGAAGUGGGCAAUCUGUGAACCAACUCGCGCCAGGAAAGCCUCCCGAUGGAAAUGCAGAUGUGGAUGUCUCUCCCUCGUCUAGCGGUAACCCAACGGUGGGGGAGGGGAGUGCAGAUACGAUACAGGGGGAUGGACCGCACACACCCUCCGUGGGUAAUACCCCCGCCGCCGCAGAUACAAACGUUCUUACCGCUAAAGGCGAGGGGCACGAUGGACCCGCAUUGACACGUGAUGUGAGCGUGAGCUCUGGUGCGGAUGGGGAGACGGCAGGAGGAACGGAUGCGCAGGAGGAGGAGGGAAUCCAUCCGCAGGACAGGGACGUAAAUGCUACGGCCCUCGGCAGUAGUCUGGGAAAUUUGUCGCAAGGGAAUAACAGCGAUGCCGGCACUGUGUGUGGGAGGAGGGUGCCGCCGCUGCUCCUUCUGCUGUUGGGACUGUGGGGGUUUGCGGCUCAGUGA